UUUUUUUUUAUAGCUGCUGACGUACAGCAGCACUGCAUUCAAAGCCUUUUGGAUGUUUUUGUAUUUUCUUGUGAUUAUUCUGAACGGCGACAGAACAGGAGCCAUAUGGAGUUAAAGUCAUCGUUGGCACAGAUAAACAAUCACUCCUGGAUCUGACCAUCUGAAGUCAUCAGAAAAUACACUGUACGGGAUAAUACAGAACAACCAUUAAACGCUACAGAGCACAAGGAUGACAGAGGAGAAGCUUGACGGAACCUCAAACAUACAAGCCACAGUCUUUUUGAACUUCUCCCUCACAUGAAAAUCACUUAAUCCCUCACAAUGUCAUCCAGACGUGGCGUUCCUCCAAACAUCACUGUCUCGGUACUCUAUGAACUUGUCAGCUCCUCCUCGCCCUAUCCCGCCACCACCACUCCACCUCAAUCUUGCAGUAUAGACGAGUCCUACAAGUACAUCUUCCUUCCCAUCUGUUACUCUUUCACUUUCCUCUUCAGCAUCUCCCUAAACUCUGUCAUCCUCUACCGUUCCUUUCGCCGGACCAAGCGCUGGAACGCUUCGUUGAUCUACAUGGUGAACCUGGCCUCUACAGACUUCAUGUAUGGCCUGUCACUGCCAUUCCUUGUGGCUAGUUACAUCAUGCGGGACCGUUGGGUAUUUGGGGACUUCAUGUGCCGCCUGGUCCGUUUUCUCUUCUACUUUAACCUCUACUGCUCCAUCUUCUUCCUCACUUGUAUCUCUGUCCACAGGUACCUCGGUAUCUGCCACCCAAUGAAAGUCAUCACACUAGAGACGAAGAAGGCUGUCAAGUGCACUUGUGUCCUGGUUUGGAUUGUAGUGUUUGCUUUGACCUGCCCUAUCUUCCGGUUUGCUCAGACUGGUCAUGUUACGAGAUUGGGAGGGCCUGGCGGCAAUGCAAGCAGUAUUGACAACCCAAGCCAUGAGAUAUCAUUGAUAAAUGGUAAUGCCAGCUAUGCUAACAUGGGAGGUGUGAUUGAGGAGUACCAGAACUGUUGGGACGAUGCCAUAGAUAAGGAGUUUCCUGAUUACGUACCCUAUGGCAUCAUACUCCAUUUGCUGGGCUUUUUUGGGCCUUUCACCAUAAUUGCUUGGUGUUACUCUCACGUUGUUCUGACCAUAUUUAGGACUUUGCAUUCUCAGCCCUCAUCCCGCAGGGGUCAGAGAGAGGGACAACAUGAAGGAAUAGAGAGAAGAGAGAGGAGUAGUCCUUCAAUACUUGCAAGCGGAAGAAGAGGAAACAAUGGACUGUCAAGGACGCUCAGAAGAAAUGAAGGGGUUUCCAUUUUCCUUGGUGCCCACUCCCCUUAUGCCAAUCGCAGACGUAAAUCUAUCAAGACCAUCAUCACCAUCACCCUACUCUUUGCUCUGUGUUUCUUCCCCUUUCAUGUUACUAGAACCAUCUUCCUCCUGCUGAAAGUGACCAAAGGAGUCCCCUGUCACACUAUGACCAUGGUCUCUAUGUGCUAUAAGAUCACAAGGCCUUUGGCAUCGUUCAACGCAUGGCUCAACGCGCUCCUUUACUUCCUGACUAAAGACAAGGGGGGAGCUCACUGCUGCCAGGCAGUUAACACUACCACCCAACAGCAUGGUGGGCUUCUAUUGCCACUGAGGAUGAUGGGAAAAGGAGAGGAUGCAGAGGACAGAGGGCUCGAAGACAGAAUUGAAAAUCAGGAGAAUAAAGCAUUUCACAACAGUCCAUCAUACAUGAAUAGAGCAAAAGUCAGAUAUAUAGUUGAAUGA
Messenger RNA from Centropristis striata (black sea bass), 1758 nucleotides. RefSeq names its product P2Y purinoceptor 3. The record is from RefSeq and is a predicted model, not a curated record. Gene Ontology annotation, molecular function: G protein-coupled receptor activity; oxysterol binding. Gene Ontology annotation, cellular component: membrane. The transcript has 2 exons. Bases 322 to 1758 code for a protein of 478 amino acids. Lineage: Eukaryota; Metazoa; Chordata; Actinopteri; Perciformes; Serranidae. Gene Ontology annotation, biological process: G protein-coupled receptor signaling pathway.